Nematocida homosporus is the source of this 843-nucleotide messenger RNA. RefSeq lists its product as uncharacterized. The record is from RefSeq and is a predicted model, not a curated record. Lineage: Eukaryota; Fungi; Microsporidia. Bases 1 to 843 code for a protein of 280 amino acids. The transcript has a single exon.
AUGGUAUUCCACAGUCUGACUAUUAGGCCCCAACAUAUCUAUACACAAGAAAGUAUUGAAAGAGAUACAAUUUUAAAAUCAGUUAGUUUAACUCCAAUAAUUAGUGCUAAAACUGAACGUGUUAGUCUUUUAAUGCAAGUAGAUAAUCAGCCAGAGAUUAAUGUUUGUACUUUACUUGUUAAUACUUGUGAGAGUAAAGUGCUUAAUUUACCAUUAAAGGCUGGUACUAGUAUUCAGUUGAGUAGUUUAGGGAGUUCAGAUCUUGAUUUAUUGUUUUAUGAGUUGAGUGAUAGUGAUUUAGAUGGUGGAGAUAGAGAUAGUGAUUUUGAAGAGGGAGAAGUAAGUGAAGUAAGUGAAGUAAGUAGUAAGUCGGGUUUAAAUGGUCUUCGGGAAGUAAGUAGUGGGUAUAUGUCAGUGACAGUUCGUGGUGGACAACGAGUGAGUGUUCAGGAGGAGGUAAGUUUACGGGUAGUUAAUGCGGCUGUUCGGGUGGAAGAGGGUGAGUUGCAGGGUGGAGUUGAGCUAGGAAGGACAGUUCUGUUUAUGCAGGGAGAGGAGAGGGAUGUACCUUUAGUGACAUUUAUUCCAGGUCGGAGUGAGACUGAGGUUUUGGAUUUAGAGAUAGCAGCUGGUGAAGAGAUUGUCUUUGGAGUGGCUGGUCCUAAUGCAGUAGACCUUUUGAUCUUACGUGGUGAUGAGUUAGAAGAGGAGGAAUUAAGUGGUUGUACUUGGGUUACUGAAGAGGAGAGUGCUGAGGAGGAGAGUGAAGAAGAGAGUGAAGAAGAAGAGAAUGGNGGAAGAGUAAGAGGAAGGCGGGUGAAGAAGAGAAUGAUUUACAAGUGA